UCUUUAUUUCUUCGUAUAAUAGAGCUGUUCUUUCUUCUUCGUUGAGAUUCUUCAGACUCUUGGUUUCACUUUUUCAUAUAAUUCCUUCCAAGUUUCUCAACACAUUACAGCAUCCAUCCGAUUUCAAGACCUCUAUGAAGCAGUCAAAGGAUCCUUUUGAAGUUGCAUUUGAGGAGGAGGAUGAAGAAGAAGAGGAGGAUUCACCUCCCACUUCCCCCAUUGGACCUAAUGCCAUUGAACCCGAGACAGCCUAUUCGAAACAGCAAAUCAAUUCUAAUGUCCAAAAGGAUGAAGCUGACCGUCCUCCCAAGUUAUUAAAAUCCCAGGCUGGAUCAAUAUCUAAAGGUGUUGCUGUCCAAACUAGUAAGCCCAAAGAUGAAGACGAGGAAGAAGAGGAGGAGAACUUGGAUGUUGAGCUGGGGAAGUUUCCAACUACUGGCGACCCUGAUAAAAUGGAAAAGAUGCAGGUAAUAUUGUCACAAUUCACAGAGGAGCAAAUGAGUAGGUAUGAAUCAUUUAGAAGAUCAGGUUUUCAGAAAGCUAAUAUGAAAAGGUUGUUGACUAGCAUCACUGGAAGUCAAAAGAUUUCUAUACCGAUGACUAUUGUGGUGUCGGGAAUUGCAAAAAUAUUUGUGGGAGAGCUAGUUGAAACUGCAAGAGUUGUGAUGACAGAGAGAAAGGAGAGUGGCCCAAUUAGACCUUGCCACAUUAGGGAAGCACAUAGAAGAUUGAAACUGGAAGGCAAGGUGCCAAAAAGAUCAAUCCCAAGACUGUUUAGGUAGUUCUCUCUUUGUUUGUUUGUUUGUGUUUUGGAAGGACUGAAUAACUCAAACAAAACAAAGGUUCUUCUCACUUCAUUGUUAUUUUGCGGCUUUUAGUCAUAUGCUUUGGUUGCUGUAUCUUACCAACCAGUAGUAACACAAAAUUCCCUUGAUUAUAACUUUUAUGUUUUGAGCAUUUGUGUUACUUAUAAUUUUUUAUUCUGAAUGUAACUCUUGUAGCUGAUUGCAAAUGAUUGUGAAAGUUAGUUGUCUUGCCUUAACCAG
Molecule: messenger RNA, 1046 nt
Organism: Impatiens glandulifera
Lineage: Eukaryota; Viridiplantae; Streptophyta; Magnoliopsida; Ericales; Balsaminaceae
Product: transcription initiation factor TFIID subunit 11
Exons: 5
Coding region: 135-782 (215 amino acids)
Biological process (GO): RNA polymerase II preinitiation complex assembly; transcription initiation at RNA polymerase II promoter
Cellular component (GO): nucleus; transcription factor TFIID complex
Molecular function (GO): protein heterodimerization activity; transcription coactivator activity
Source: RefSeq, a predicted model, not a curated record